UAAGUUAUGGAUUUUGGAAUCUAUCUCAAAUUACUUAUUGUGGUGAUUAUAAAAAUGAUGGUAAAAAGGUGGGUAGAUGGGAUACUUAUUAGAAAUAUGGUGAAAGCAAAAAAAAGAUGUAUAAAUUUAUAAAUUAAAUAUUAUAUAUACAAAACUUAAGUGGAGGUGGAUUAUAUAAUGAUUCGGUUGAAGGAAUUUCAUUUAAAAAUGGUGAUUGGGUUGAAUUAAGCUAUAGUAUUUAGAGUAAGGACUUAGUUCUUUACAAUGGGAAUUAUAAUUAUGGAAGAAAGAUUGGUAAAUGGGAUAUUUAUUGGAAUUAAGUUCAUUAGAGUUCAAAGAUGUAAUACAUUAUUAAUAAAUUUAAAUAACUUAAUUUAUAGUGGAGGUGGAUAAUUUGGAGUUCAGCUGAGCAAUAAUAGUUCAAUCAAGAUUGGGUAAUGGAUUGAAUUGAGGGAUGGUUAUUGUUAAGAUUCAAAAAUCUAUAAUUGUGGUGAGUAUAAAAAAGGUAUAAAAAUUGGUAUAUGGGACAUUUAAUUUUAAGAAAAAAUAAUGUAAUAUCAAUUAUUAAUAACUAUAUAUAGUGGAGGUGGAUCAUAUGAUGUUGGUUCUAAGACUGGGAAAUGGAUUGAGUUAUGUGACGGAUUUUACAAGAGUGGCUAUGGUUCAAAAGAAAUAACUUUCAAUGGAGAAUAUUCUAAUGGUAAAAAAAUUGGCAAAUGGACUGAAAUUAAUUUGAAAAAUUUACAUUUGAGAACUAUUUAUUAUGAUUGA
Molecule: messenger RNA, 771 nt
Organism: Paramecium sonneborni
Lineage: Eukaryota; Ciliophora; Oligohymenophorea; Peniculida; Parameciidae
Source: the annotation of a GenBank genome assembly